Suillus plorans is the source of this 624-nucleotide messenger RNA. RefSeq lists its product as uncharacterized. The transcript is spliced from 3 exons. NCBI's taxonomy places the organism in Eukaryota, Fungi, Basidiomycota, Agaricomycetes, Boletales, Suillaceae. The coding region runs from base 1 to 624 and encodes 207 amino acids. The record is from RefSeq and is a predicted model, not a curated record.
AUGCCUAACAACAUCGAAGCCUCCGUCAUCGUUCCCCUAAAGAACUCGGGAUUUUCCAAAAUCCUCGACCACCUCGAGAAAGGCGCCGUCGCCGAAACGGCCAUUCUCUCCCCAGAUCACUUCCUAGAGAUCAGCGACAUCCUAGGACAGUCAGAUGUCAACUUCGCCGCCUCUGCAUCAUUGGUGAUAGACAUCAUCCGCACCACGCGACACCUAGAAAUAUCGGUGAACUGUGAAGACUUAGACCCAGCAACUAGAGCCCUCAUAGUGCUGGAAGACCAGAAAAAGAUUCGAGCCAUGGCGCUCCACUUACUCCCCGACAACUUCAGCGAACUCGUAGACAUCGCGAAGAAACGCACCGCACCUGCAUCUGUCGACGAUGCGGAGGAUACGGACACAAUUUUAGAAAGUGUCCAGACGCUGUGUGCUGCAUCUGCAGCGAAAUCGGACCCGACCACCUACGACGAGGAAUACUACGAACUCCUCGUAGAUUGGGAGAAGAACCACAUUGCGCUAGAAGAACUAAUCGCAAAGAACCCCGCACCGCGGUCACCCACUCCCAUCGAUACCCGCAGUACUACUGCCACUCCAGACGAAGAAACCCGGGAGAGAGUUUUGUCGUAG